Messenger RNA from Micromonas pusilla CCMP1545, 207 nucleotides. RefSeq lists its product as uncharacterized. NCBI's taxonomy places the organism in Eukaryota, Viridiplantae, Chlorophyta, Mamiellophyceae, Mamiellales, Mamiellaceae. Bases 1 to 207 code for a protein of 68 amino acids. The record is from RefSeq and is a predicted model, not a curated record. The transcript has a single exon.
AUGUCCGAACUCGUCGGGAGCCGCGCGCUCGCGGACGGCGACGUCACGGACAGCGCGCGGAGCUCCGCGAGCUACGAGUUCGCGACGCGCAUCAUCGAGUCGAACCUCGUGCAUCUUUGCGAUCCCGGCGUGGAGGUCACGAACAAGCCGCACGAGCGAUGCACGGUCGUGAGAGGUGCGUCGUGUCCGAAAGCGCGGUUGAACUGA